AUGGGUCCGAAACAAAAGGGAGGCGGCUCCAAAUCGCGGGGCAAUGCGACAGAGGAAGUCGAAGAGACCCUGCAGGCUGUGGUCCUCGCAGAUACCUUCGAAACUCGAUUCGAGCCCUUCACUCUUGACAAGCCCCGGUGUCUCCUACCGCUGGCCAAUACUCCCUUAAUCGAAUAUACCCUGGAAUUCCUCGCCAACGCCGGCGUGGAGGAUGUCUUCCUCUACGCAGGCGCUCAUUCCGAUCAAUUAGAGAAAUACAUCAAUGCAUCGAAAUGGAAAGCUUCGUCCUCGCCCUUCAAGCAAUUAUCCUUUCUCAAAUCCGUGUCGAGCUCGGUUGGAGAAGUAAUGCGAGACUUGGAUUCCAAGCACCUCAUCACAGGAGAUUUCCUCGUCGUCAGCGGCGAUGUCAUCAGCAACCUGCCCAUCGAAGCCGCCCUGACAAAGCACCGGGCUCGCCGCGAAGCCGACAAAAACGCGAUCAUGACUAUGGUUCUACGGGAGGCCGGUCGAAACCAUCGCACCAAGUCCACCUCAAUCUCUCCAGUCUUUGUGAUCGACCCGACCAAAGACCGUUGCCUCCACUACGAAGAGAUCGACCACCACUCCGAGGAGAGCCAUGCUCGUUUGAACAUCGAUGCCGAGAUUCUUCUGACACAUGCGGAGCUUGAUAUCCGACAAGACUUGAUCGACUGCAGUAUUGAUAUCUGCACACCCGACGUUCUGGGCCUCUGGUCUGAUAGCUUCGACUACCAAAGUCCGCGGAAGCAUUACCUGUUUGGUGUGUUGAAGGACUAUGAGCUGAACGGCAAAACAAUCCACACACACAUCAUCAAGGAUGCCUAUGCUGGUCGAGUCCGUAACUUAAAAGCAUAUGAUUCUAUCAGCAAGGACAUCAUAUCCCGUUGGACUUAUCCUCUGUGCCCCGACACCAACUUGCUUCCCGGGCACACUUAUGAUCUGCGUAAGGGCAGUUUGUACCAAGAGCAGGGCGUGUUUCUUGCCCGAUCCUGCGUUAUUGGGCGUCGCACGGUCAUUGGACGCGGCACCAGCAUCGGUGACCGAACAACAGUUCAUUCUACUACAUUGGGCCGCAACUGUAAGAUCGGACGAAAUGUUAAGCUCGAAGGAGCCUAUAUCUGGGAUAACGUCGUUGUCGGCGACGGCUCUGAUAUCCGCGGCGCGAUCAUCGCAGAUGGUGUCGUCAUUGGCAAGAAUUGUACCGUCCAGGCCGGCGCUCUACUUUCGUACAACGUGAAGAUUGCAGACAGCGUUAAUGUGAGCAGCGGGAAACGAAUCUCCAGGUCCAAGCGUGAUGGCAGCGUUGCUCCCACCGAGGUGGAUGUGGUCGGCGAAGGCGGAGAGGGAUAUGAGUUCAUCCAAGGCGAGGAUGAAGAUGACGAUCCGGAUGACGUUAGUGUCGCAUCCUCUGGACUCGUGUAUCGCAUGCCAGGACUUUCGCUCUCCUCUGCCUCAAUCUCCACAUUGUCAUCCGAAUUGUCGGAAGGCUCCUGGGGACGGUCUGCCCGAAGCAGUUUCUCUGAUAGCGCGGAGCGAGACGACAAUUUCAACGCGGAUGCAACGGGCAGUGUCCUUGAGAGUCUGCGUGAGGGUGUCUCUGCCGACGUGGUACAGCUGGAGCUGGUUAGUUUGCGUAUGACUGCCAAUGCCUCGGACAUUCAGGUUCGCCGGGCGAUCGUCACUUCAUUCAUGCAAUACAUUGAGGAGCUCAUGGCCAAGGGCAAGGGCGCCAGUCAAGCCAUCCACCAGGUCUUCUCGCAGUACACCGAGGUGGUGGACCGAACUUUGUUCGAUCGGAAUAAGGACGACAAGAAAGAUCAGGUUGAUCUACUACUUCAGCUCCAGCAGGACUUGAUCAGCAGGGAGAAGGGUGAUACUGUCCUUCUGUUUACGGCGAAGGAGCUAUAUGAGCUUGAGUUGGUAGACGAAGAAGCAUACGAGCAGUGGUGGAAUGAUGAGCGGUCUAGCGAGAGUGAGGAGAUGAAGAAGGUGCGCGGUCAGGCGCAACAGUUUGUGCAGUGGUUGGCCGAUGCAGAGGAAGAAGAAAGCAGUGAGGAGGAAGAGAGCGACGAGGAGUAUGAAUCAUUCUGCCUGCAUUAUUUAUCAUCUCGCCCCCCCCUUCUUCCCCACUCCCCCUCCGAACCACCACUCGAACCGCCCAAUUUUCCCGGUGACGUUGUGGCUCACCACCCUCUUUUCAACCCCCUUCACCCCGGCUACCUGCCACCCAUUUCCAUCACGCCUCCCUCUACGCGGAAGAGAAAGGCAGCCGAGGCGGCGAUUACGGACGACCAGCCUCUCCCCGAAUCCGCCACCAAGGCUGCCCAUACCGGAAACGCCACCCUUGUCGGUCGCUCGCGCAAGCCUAAGCCUAAGCCCGCUUCGACGGGUCCCGCGACCACCUGCCCCCAGUCCACCGAGUCGGCCAGUUCUGCGAGUUCCACCUGUCAGAAGAAAAGAGAGCUCGCGACUCCCGCGACCACUGAAGCCAGUAUGGACUCUGACGACGAUUUCAUGAGCGAUGUCUCCAGUCAGGACGACUUCUUGGACAUGCAGGGGAGUGAUGAUGAGAGUCUAGGCGAAGCAAUAGACUUUGGUGAUUUAGAUACCGGCUUCUCCGACGACAAGGACCUUCUCAAGCAGAAGCGGAAACCAUAUGAGGUCGAAUUCAAAGUUCUCAACCCCCCAGAAAUCGAACGCGAACAGCUUUCGGCCGCGAUCCUCAUGCGGUUUGGUCGUUGGAAGCAGGAGAAACUCAUCGAGGGGUACAUGGAGCACCCAGAGGAGACAUUAGAAGAAGCUGGGUUAGGAACCAACUUUGAAGGCACGGCGAAAACGGAGGUCGUUCCAGGUUUCAGCUGUGAGAUUUGUUGUGAGGAUGGCGAUGACCUCGAGUCGUAUGCGAUGCGCUGCGGGCACCGUUUUUGUGUCGACUGCUACCGACACUAUCUUGGACAAAAGAUUAAGGAAGAAGGAGAAGCCGCGCGGAUUCAAUGUCCCGGAAACAAAUGUCAUCGCAUCGUCGAUUCGAGGUCACUUGAUCUGCUUGUUACGGACGAGCUCAAGGGCCGGUAUCGCACACUCCUCACGCGAACCUAUGUCGAUGAUAAAGAUAACCUACGAUGGUGCCCGGCACCAAACUGCGAAUAUGCGGUCGACUGCGCAGUGAAAACCCGCGACCUUCGACGCAUAGUCCCAACCGUCCGGUGCAUAUGUAAACAUGAAUUCUGUUUCGGCUGCUCUGUCGCCGAUCAUCAGCCUACCCCAUGUACACUGGUCAAGAUGUGGCUCCAAAAAUGCGAGGACGACUCCGAGACUGCCAACUGGAUAUCAGCCAACACCAAAGAGUGCCCCAGAUGCGUAUCUACGAUUGAAAAGAAUGGUGGUUGUAAUCAUAUGACCUGCCGUAAGUGCAAGCACGAGUUCUGCUGGAUGUGCAUGGGUCUCUGGUCUGAACAUGGCACCAGUUGGUACAACUGCAACCGCUUCGAAGAAAAGUCUGGACACGAUGCCCGCAGUGCCCAGGCGAAGUCGCGUGCGUCUUUGGAGCGAUAUCUUCAUUACUACAACCGCUAUGCGAACCACGAGCAAUCGGCAAAGCUGGAUAAGGACCUUUACCUCAAGACCGAGAAGAAGAUGACUAGCCUGCAAUCACAAUCUGGACUAUCCUGGAUCGAGGUUCAGUUCCUCGACACCGCAUCUCAAGCAUUGCAGCAGUGCCGCCAGACCUUGAAGUGGACAUACGCUUUUGCGUUUUACCUCGCGCGGAAUAACAUUGCGACAAUCUUUGAGGAUAAUCAGGCGGACCUGGAGAUGGCCGUGGAGGGUCUCAGUGAGAUGUUCGAGAAGCCUGUCUCGGAACUCGCUGAACUGAAGGUGGAUAUUCUGGAUAAAACCGCCUAUUGCAAUAAGCGUCGGGUCAUCCUAUUGAGCGAUACCGCAGAGAAUUUAAAGAAUGGAGAAUGGUCGUUCAAUGUCGAGUGGUAG
Penicillium cosmopolitanum is the source of this 4005-nucleotide messenger RNA. Its product is annotated as translation initiation factor eIF2B catalytic subunit epsilon. The transcript has 11 exons. The record is from RefSeq and is a predicted model, not a curated record. Gene Ontology annotation, cellular component: eukaryotic translation initiation factor 2B complex. Lineage: Eukaryota; Fungi; Ascomycota; Eurotiomycetes; Eurotiales; Aspergillaceae. Gene Ontology annotation, biological process: biosynthetic process. Gene Ontology annotation, molecular function: zinc ion binding; translation initiation factor binding; translation initiation factor activity. The coding region runs from base 1 to 4005 and encodes 1334 amino acids.